GUCCUCCUAUUCUAACCGUGCAUGCGCAGCUCCAGGAGCACGCAGCGCGGCGAUCAGUGCCCCAGCAGUGCCACCUGUCAGUGUCCAUCAGUGCCAACUGUCAGUGCUCAUCAAUGCCACCUGCCAGUGCCCAUCAGUGCAACAUCAAUGCCACAUAUCAGUGCCUACCAGUGCACAUCAAUGCCACAUAUCAGUACCCAUCUGAGCUGCCUUUCAGUGUCACCUAUUAGUGCCAGUCAGUGCCACCUAUCAUUGCCAGUCAGUGCCGCCUAUCAGUGCCCAUCAGUGCUGCCUAUCAGUGCCAUCUAACAGUGCCAGUCAGUGCCACCUAACAUUGCCAGUCAGUGCCACCUAACAGUGCCAUAUAUCAGUGCCCAACAGUGAUGCCUGUCAAUGCCCAUCAGUG
Staurois parvus is the source of this 406-nucleotide messenger RNA. NCBI's taxonomy places the organism in Eukaryota, Metazoa, Chordata, Amphibia, Anura, Ranidae. The record is from the annotation of a GenBank genome assembly.